Molecule: messenger RNA, 3325 nt
Organism: Diceros bicornis minor
Lineage: Eukaryota; Metazoa; Chordata; Mammalia; Perissodactyla; Rhinocerotidae
Gene: RHOF
Product: ras homolog family member F, filopodia associated
Exons: 5
Coding region: 848-1489 (213 amino acids)
Biological process (GO): small GTPase-mediated signal transduction; cell migration
Molecular function (GO): GTP binding; GTPase activity
Source: RefSeq, a predicted model, not a curated record
UCACGCUUCUGGCUCCUGCUAGAAAGAGGCUCCCGCCAGCGUGGUUUGGGGCCAACCCUCGAAAGGUUAUUGUUCCGAAGCCGCUCACCUCUUCCCCAAGCUGCCCGCGCCGAGGCGAUCGCCCGGCAGAGGGCGCUAGACGUCCACCUUGCGCCCCCAGGGAGGUGGGGGCUAGGUAAGCGGAACCGCUAUUCCCCACCCUCAACCCGCAGCCACCUAGGCGCCCGAAGGGCCAGACCGGGUGGGCAGACACGACCCCCGUGCCAGCGUCUUCCCUGACACCACCAACCUACCUCCUGUGGGGGAACAGGUCAGAGGCGGGCUUGCCCCAGGCCACGCAGCUGAGGCGGGGCAAAACGGGGGGCUUUUCCCAGAGCUUGAGACCGAGGCUCCUCGAACCCGGGUGCUGGAGGGACAGUCCGCCAAUCAAAGAGUCCCUGUCUGAUGGGGGAGGCCGAGCCCGCCAAUCAGAGGGACCCUGCCAGAAGGCGGAGCCUGCCAAUCAGGGGUGCCGGGCGAGGAGCAGCAGAAACGUUUGGAUCUUGCCGGUGGGGGGCGCGCCGUGACGCGCGCGGGAGGGGGUAGGAGCUGCGCUUGCUGUUGAGCACCCCGUUUCUCAGGUGCCUCAGUUUCUCCGGGAAUGAGAGGUGAACGCCCCGGGUCGGGGUUCUAGCAGGAAGGAAACUGAGGCUGGGAGGUCGGCCCGGGUGGCUGCCUGGCGGAGGCGGCGCCGGCCCAGAAGGGGCGGGGCUUCUUCUAGCCCCGCCCCUGGGGCCGCCCCCACCCCGAUCCCUCAGCCCCAGCGCUCCGCCGGGCGCGCCACUGCCAGUGCUGCCGGCUCCGGGCUAUGGACGCCCCCGGGGCCCCGACCCCGACCGCCGCCCCGGGCCCGGGUCCGGGCAGGAGGGAGCUGAAGAUCGUGAUCGUGGGCGACGGCGGCUGCGGCAAGACCUCGCUGCUCAUGGUGUACAGCCAGGGCUCCUUCCCCGAGCACUACGCGCCAUCCGUGUUCGAAAAGUACACGGCCAGAGUGACCGUGGGCAGCAAGGAGGUGACCCUGAACCUCUACGACACCGCCGGGCAGGAAGAUUAUGACCGGCUUCGGCCCCUGUCCUACCAGAACACGCACCUCGUGCUCAUCUGCUAUGACGUCAUGAACCCCACCAGCUAUGACAACGUCCUCAUCAAGUGGUACCCUGAGGUCACCCACUUCUGCCGUGGGACCCCCAUGGUACUCAUCGGCUGCAAGACAGACCUAAGGAAGGACAAGGAGCAGCUGCGGAAGCUCCGGGCGGCCCAGCUGGAGCCCAUCACCUACACGCAGGGUCAGAGCGCCUGCGAACAGAUCCAAGCUGCCCUCUACCUGGAAUGUUCUGCCAAGUUUCGGGAGAACGUGGAGGAUGUCUUCCGAGAGGCCGCCAAGGUUGCCCUUAGUGCUCUGAAGAAAGCACAGCGGCAGAAAAAACAACGGAUAUGCCUGCUGCUCUGACCCCUGGGGGGCACACGGCCCUCACGACAGGACUGACAGGGCCUGGCUCCCCAGGCAGUCUGUCCAGGCAGGAUCCCCAGACCCAACUCUUGAAAGGCACUUGGAGUUGGGCAUCUCCAGGGCCUGGGGCUAGACUCGUAGAACAUUCUGGAACUCUCUCCUUUCCCAACUAGACCAUGAACUCACCUCCGGGCUCACUGGAGCUGUGGCCUGCGUGGUGGUGGGUGAGGGUGCUGGACUCAGUCCUUCUGUACUCUGGAACCGGCACUUGUCCCCGAGACCCAGGAGUGCCCUCUUCACAACCUCCCCUCAGCCAUGUGUGUCCCCCCUCUUUGGACAGCCAAUAGGUCCUCAAAGCCUAUGCUUGAAAUGAAAAACUACUGCUAUGUGGAUAAAUGUGGACUUGGCACCAUUCCACGUGCCCCCCCCAAGCCUGCAGCUCCCAUGUCACCCGCCUCCCUGGGCUCCUGAGAUAGGCCCAGCUGCAUCCUCCAGCUUCUUGCUUCCUUCCCCCAGGAACUCAGGGGCCACAAUGGGACCGGGGCCUAUCAGGGGAGCACGGCAACAGCCCCCAGCCACCCUCCCUCCCCCCCCCAUACAGAGGACUUCAGUCUCGGCCUUCAGCUUGGCCGCCAUCUUUCCAGAGCUGGUUGCACAUGCCCAAGGAGAAGAAAGUCUCUCAAAAAGCAAAAGGUAUACCCUGGACCACCCACCCGAACUCCCCUCACCUGCAACCUCCCACUGCCGGAAACUCAAGAUGAAAACUGACAACAGCCCUGAGUGAUCUUGGGCAAGGCAGUUAUCUCUCUAGAGUAUUUCCUUAUCUGCAGGACGGCACUGGCUCAUUCUAAAAGUCAUCAAGCUCCCCUCUGCCCCUCACAGCCUCCACUUUUGCCAAGAUGUGGAGUUCUGGAACUGAGACCAUCCUGGCCUCCUGCAAGAAAGGACUUUCAACCCCCAGCUGCAGGUUCACUGAACCUCCUUUUCGCAAGUCUGGAGUCGGGGGGUCCAGGAGUUUUUAAACAAGUGCCCCAGGUGGUUCUAAUGCUCCAGAGACUGAGAGCUGCUUGGUUCGAGCCCAGGAGUCAGCGUUACCUAAGAUGGGAUAAUGGCUUCAGGUGGCUCCUGCCUCAGCCCCCCCUUGCCCAGUGCUGUGGGCCACGCUAAGCCUGAGCCUCUCUGAAAUCAAGUGGUAGGAAAAGAGACUGCUGAAGUCCACCCCACCCCACCUAGGUUCCCCAAGGUCCUGCCGUGCCCUGGGGAGUCAAUAGAGCAUUCACAAGGACCUCUUGUUCUAGCAGAAUCCAAGGCCUUGUGGACAAAUGAUGGUCUAGGACAGAGGUCUGCAAACUACAGUCUGUGGGCCAAAUUUGGCCGCUGCCUGUUUUUGUAAAUAAAGUUUUAUUGGAACACAGCCACGGCCAUUCAUUUAUGCAUUGGCUGCUUUGCCCUACGACUGCAGACUAGAGUAGUUGUGACAGAGACCAUCUGGCCCUCAAAGCCUAAAAUAUUUACCAUCUGGGCCUUUACAGGAAAAGUUUGCCGACACCUAGUCUAGGGCAAACCCAAGUGCCUAACAGGCCUGAUGGAAGGCCCAAAGGGUGAAGGAGGACAGGGAUAAAAGGGAGUAGUGGGGCCUGCGGCACACUAGAAAACAAGCACCCCACCCUAGGCAGGCAGCUCAGCCCAGCCAGGUGCUGCCCCGUGGGAAUAUUGCCAGAUCUUUCCAUUCUUCUUGGCAAAGCAGAAAUCUGGAUUUUUAUGUGGAAUCUUACUGGGGGAGGAGGGGAAAUUUCAUGUUUUAAAAAUGUAACUAAUUAAAAAAAUUUAAACCCC